CUCUCUCUCCUCGUUCUCCUCGUCUUCGAUCUCAAACUCUCUCUCUCUCUCUCUCUCUCUCUCUCUCUCUCUCUCUCUCCAUUUCUCUCCCCUUCUUGAAUCCCCCUCGCCUCGAUCCAUCGUCUCCCUCCUCCCCCUCUCUCCCCACUCGCACCUCCCAUGGCGCGAUUCGGCCAUGGCUCCGGCCCCCCCGCGGCGGCGGUGGCGUCGAUGAUCGUAACGAGCACGCCGAGCCAGGAGCUCGCCCUCACCAACUUCGCCUACUGUUCCCCCGCCGAUCUCCGCAGGUUCGCCGUCUCCGGAUCGAAGCACGUCCUCGCCAUGGUCGGCGAUUCCUUCGUCCUCACCCUACGUGCUCAUGAUGCUGUUGUUGAUGGUCGUAUUGCUUUAAAUGCAAUCCAACGACGCCAUGCUAAAGUUUCUGCUGGUGAUUCGGUAUCUGUUAGCAGUUUUGUCCCUCCUGAUGAUUUCAAGCUAGCACUGCUUACUCUGGAACUUGAAUUUGUGAAGGGAAAGUCUAAUAGGACUGAAGAAUUGGAUGCUGUUGUUCUUGCCCAACAACUUCGAAAAAGAUUUCUUGAUCAGGUUAUGACGACUGGUCAAAGGGUUUCCUUUGAAUUUUAUGGAACGAAUUACAUCUUCACAGUCAAUCAGGCUAUGCUGGAGGGCCAAGAGACUUCUAGACCAAUGGAGAGAGGAAUGAUCUCCAUGGAUACAUACAUCAUAUUUGAAGCUUCUCAAAACUCGGGAAUUAAGAUUGUCAAUCAACGGGAAGCUGCUAGCAGCAAGCUUUUCAAACAGAAGGAGUUCAACUUGGAAAAGUUGGGGAUAGGAGGAUUAAGUGCUGAAUUUGCAGACAUCUUUCGAAGAGCAUUUGCUUCUCGAGUUUUCCCCCCUCAUGUUGUCAAUAAAUUGGGUAUCAAGCAUGUGAAGGGAAUGCUACUUUAUGGGCCUCCUGGUACUGGCAAGACACUUAUGGCUCGUCAAAUUGGGAAGCUGUUGAAUGGGAAGGAACCCAAGAUUGUAAACGGGCCUGAAGUUUUGAGCAAAUUUGUUGGAGAAACAGAGAAAAAUGUGAGAGAUUUAUUUGCUGAUGCUGAAAAUGACCAGAGGACUCGAGGUGAUCAGAGUGACCUCCAUGUCAUCAUCUUUGAUGAAAUUGAUGCUAUCUGUAAGUCUAGAGGGUCAACAAGGGAUGGCACAGGAGUGCAUGACAGCAUUGUGAAUCAGCUCCUUACAAAGAUAGAUGGUGUUGAGUCAUUAAACAACGUAUUGCUUAUUGGGAUGACAAAUCGAAAGGAUCUACUCGAUGAAGCCCUGCUAAGGCCUGGACGUUUGGAGGUUCAUGUUGAGAUAAACCUCCCUGAUGAAAAUGGUCGUCUGCAAAUUCUUCAAAUACAUACAAAUAAAAUGAAAGAGAACUCUUUCCUUGCUCCAGAUGUGAGCCUUCAAGAGCUUGCUGCUCGUACAAAGAAUUACAGCGGAGCUGAGCUGGAAGGUGUUGUCAAAAGUGCGGUCUCAUUCGCUUUGAACCGGCAAAUAAGCAUGGAUGACCUUACAAAGCCUCUGGAUGAAGAGAGCAUUAAAGUCACUAUGGAUGACUUCCUGCAUGCUCUUCAUGAGAUCGUUCCUGCAUUUGGUGCUUCCACAGAUGAUCUUGAACGAUGCAGGCUCAAUGGAAUUGUCGACUGCGGUGAGAGACACAAACACAUUUAUCAAAGAGCUAUGCUUCUUGUUGAGCAAGUCAAAGUAAGCAAAGGUAGCCCACUUCUUACAUGCCUUCUCGAAGGCCCUGCUGGCAGUGGUAAGACAGCAAUGGCUGCUACAGUAGGUAUUGACAGUGAUUUCCCCUAUGUGAAGAUUAUAUCUGCAGAAACAAUGAUUGGCCUUAGUGAGAGCAGCAAAAAUGCACAAAUUGUAAAGGUCUUUGAGGAUGCUUACAAAUCUCAAUUAAGCAUCAUAAUUCUUGAUGACAUUGAAAGGUUGCUGGAAUAUGUAGCUAUUGGGCCACGCUUUUCAAAUUUGAUUUCACAAACAUUGAUGGUCCUUCUCAAAAGGCUUCCCCCCAAGGGAAAGAACCUAAUGGUAAUAGGAACAACAAGUGAAGUGGGCUUUCUAGAGUCUCUUGGUAUAUGUGAUGCAUUCUCUGUCACGUAUCAUGUUCCCAAACUGCACAAAGAAGAUGCCAAGAAGGUAUUGAAACAUCUCGACGUUUUUACCGACUAUGAUAUUGAUUCGGCUGCUGAGGCCCUGGAUGAUAUGCCUAUUAAGAAGCUAUAUAUGCUUGUCGAGAUGGCUGCCCAGGGAUCCACGGGUGGAAGCGCAGAAGCUAUUUACUCUGGAAAGGAGAAAAUCAACCUAAAUCAUUUCUUUGAUAUCUUGGGCGACGUUGUUUCACUUCGCGUCUAAAAUUUUCGUAUACCUUUACGACCCGAGCGAACUAGCCUCUUUUUUUUUUUCUUUUUUUUUUUUCUUUUUUUCUUUUCUAACCUCUGAUCUUUGGCUUUCCCCCUCAGCUCUUUGUUCCCUUCUCCAUAGAUUGGCAUGUUGAGAUGAUUCCUCUCCUGUUUUUGAGAAUUCUUCUGAUUGUGUGUAAUGUUGUUUCCUUGUACCUUUUACUUGAUCAUCACUUUUGAGAGGAAAGCUAUUUGUAAGACUGACUCUCUACACAGUAUCGGAGCGAGUUUCUUCAUUCGAGUUAUAUUUCAGUUUCGGCAAAUUUGCUUU
This is a messenger RNA of Ananas comosus (pineapple), 2727 nucleotides long. Its product is annotated as vesicle-fusing ATPase-like. Lineage: Eukaryota; Viridiplantae; Streptophyta; Magnoliopsida; Poales; Bromeliaceae. Gene Ontology annotation, biological process: intra-Golgi vesicle-mediated transport; SNARE complex disassembly; Golgi to plasma membrane protein transport. The transcript has 21 exons. Gene Ontology annotation, molecular function: ATP hydrolysis activity; ATP binding. The record is from RefSeq and is a predicted model, not a curated record. Bases 160 to 2409 code for a protein of 749 amino acids. Gene Ontology annotation, cellular component: Golgi stack.